UUGAAAUAACAAACAACUCAUACUAAGUUGGUUGGAGUUGAAGUCUGAAGAACAUCAACAAAGUAUUAAAAUUUUACAUUCGUGUAGUUUUACAAAUACAUUCUUAUUAAAAUACUUAAAUACUAAGUACACUACUUAAUACUAAUAGUUAUAGACAAGACGACAUUACUUAGUGCUUAGCUCAUUAUCAAUCUCAGCCAGAGAAGAAAAAAAAAACAGUUUUAUGGUUCAAAUACGACUGAAUCUGAUAGUGAUUGUGAGUUUUGGAUGUCAAAACAUGUAAACGUUUUGUAUACGCACUUAAAUUUAUUGUGACUUGAGAAAUAAAUUGUGACGAGGACGACCUCAACGAGCACCGUGACACUGUGACUCUGUGACUGUGACCAUGGACUUCAAAUCAACGUUACUCAUAUUCUUGGUAACGAUAUGCAGUAUCGUAAAUUCUUCAGUACAAAGCACUAAAUUUCGAACAAGAAAUGGAUCAGUCGAUAAACAAAAUGGAAGUACAACUCUCGAUGAAUACGAAGAUGAUUUUCUACCAUUUGAUGGACAACGGUACGAUUCAUUUGAUUGGGCCCUAUCGAAAAAACUUGCAGAAUUAAAUAGUGGCCAAAAUAUGAUCGUUUCCCCGAUUAGUGUUAAAAUUCUAUUGUCGUUGUUAUUCGAAGGAGCAGCUGGUAAUACUUCAAAGGAGCUGAGUGAAGUGUUAGAGUUACCGUUCGAACGUAAAGCAUCGCGUGAGCGAAUGCAAAAAGUUAUCAACUCGUUCCAAGCAAAACAUCCUGAUUACGAGUUGUUAAUGUCGACUCGUUUAUUUUUGGAUGGACAUUACACGCCACGUCAAAGGUUCACAGCCAUAUUAGAAAAUUUUUACAUGACGCAAAUACAAAAAAUUGAUUUUCGAACUCAUCCAAGUUCGGCUACAAAAUUAAUCAAUGAUUGGAUAACAGAGGCGACCAAAGGUCGAGUAGAAUCGAUCGUCACUGAUGAUGAUAUAAAAAAUUCAGUUUUAAUUUUGAUGAAUGCAAUUUUCUUCAAAGGAAAAUGGCGUUAUGCUUUUCAUCCAAAUGAUACCCAUACUGGUAAUUUUCAUAUUAAUUCCAAACAAAAAGUUCCUGCCACUUACAUGACAAACACUGCUUCAUAUUACUUCAUUGAAUCUGCUGAAUUGGAUGCAAAAGUUAUCCGAUUGCCAUAUCAAGGUCAUAAGUUCGCUAUGUACAUGUUCCUACCAAACUCCAAGAAUGGAUUACCCGAUUUAUUAAAACGUCUAACACCGAACUUAUUCCAUAAACAAUUAUGGCUUAUGGACGAAGUGAAAGUUAAAGUUGUCAUCCCAAAAUUAAAAUACGAAUCUACAGCACAAUUAGGACCGAUUUUGGAACAGCUAGGUCUAGUAGAAAUCUUCCAAAAUACAGCAAGUUUACCAGGAAUUGCACGUGGACAAAAUGGUGGACAACCAAAUUUAAUUGUAUCGGAUGCCUUCCAAAAAUCUGGUAUUGAUAUUUAUGAAGAAGGUAGUGAAGCGUUUAGUGCCACUUCAAUCACCUUGGGCAAUAAAUUCAAUUCGGCUGAUCACAUAUUUAACGCGUCCCAUCCAUUCUUGUUCUUAAUCGAAGAUGAACAAACUGGUGCAAUUUUAUACUUUGGCAAAGUUGAAAAUCCAACGAGCAAAACUGGUGAAAUUAAAGUUCCAUGGCCAGCAGUUCCACCACCAAGUGCAGCAUCUUUUAACCAACCUCAAUCAGCGUCAGAUGUUUCAACACCAUUUUUAAAUUCACCAGACGUGGCCAGUAAUUUACAAAAUACUCAACGCGCAAAUUAUUUUGAUGUUGAAAUAUUACAGGCAAUGGCACGAAAUAAACCGGGUAAUGUGUUAGUGUCACCAUUAAGUGUGAAAACUGUGUUGGCAAUGAUAUUAGAAGGAUCUGCAGGAAAUACAGCACGAGAAUUACAAUCGGCAUUACGCUUUCCAGAAUCAGCCGAGGCCACCAGACUAUACAUGCAAAGUUUGGUUUCUGGAUUAAAUAAUGUUAAAACAGCAGGCGUGGAAAUCAAUGUGGCGAAUGGAAUAUUCCAUGCGAGUUCAAUACCGCUGUAUCCAACUUAUAAACAAUUGAUUAAAAAUUAUUAUCAAUCUGAAUUGCAACCGGUUAAUUUCGCUGACAAAGUGAAUUGUGCUCAAACGAUUAAUAAUUGGGUAAAACAAAUGACAUCGAAAAAAAUUGAGCAAAUUGUGAAGCCAGAACAAUUGAAUCCAGCAACUGUAAUGGUUUUGGUAAACGCUAUAUUCUUCAAAGGAAAAUGGUUACAUUCGUUUUCUAAACGUGAUACUGUCGAACGAGCUUUCUAUGUUACAGAAGAUGAAAAUUUAUUUGUGGAAACAAUGCAUAUAACGGACACAUAUCGAUUCGCUGAAAUCCCUGAAUUAGAUUCGAAAGUUGUGGAUUUACCUUAUCAAGGUGAAAAGUAUGGCAUGUUGCUGAUUGUCCCCAACAAGAAAAAUGGAAUGAAUCAACUCCUAAGAGAUUUACCCCACAAACCAUUACCAGAUAUCUAUCAAUCGUUGUACGAAACGGAAGUAGAAAUAUCGCUACCGAAAUUCAAAGUAGAAUUCGAACAAGAUAUCACAUCCGAUUUACAAUCAAUGGGAAUACAUCAAGUUUUCACACCGGAAGCUGAAUUAACUGGCAUUGCACCGAAUGAGAAAGGUUUGCAUGUGGAUUCCGUCCACCAUAAAGUCGUUAUGGAAGUCAAUGAGGAAGGAAGUAUUGCGGCUGCGUCAACUGGAUCAAUGUUAAUACCAUUAAUUGGUUCAACAAAUCCACAAAUACGUGCGGAUCAUCCGUUCCUGUUAUUUAUUCAUGAUAUUGCGCAAGGAAACGUGUUGUUUGCUGGAAAAAUUGCAAGACCGAAAUAGUUCUACAACUGUCACGUCUCCCCUUCAAGUUUUAUUACGUUGCGUUGCGUUGCCAUACUUCAUACAAGAUUUUAAUAAUAAUGCGCUUUUAAGACUGAAUUUUUAAGCUUCUUUCAAAAAUUAUCUCAACUUAAAGGCAUAAAAGUUCCUCAAUUCGGUAUCGAAAUGUUUUCUCUUCAAAAAGAGAUGCUAGCACAAUUUAUUGAAUUUUUUGAAUUAAUCAGUCGUCCUUAGAUGUAGCCGUAGCCCCGUAGCCGUAACUUACUUCUUUUAGUUUCAAAAAUACGGUAAUCGGAAAAAAUAGACUGAAAAUUUUAUAGACCCGGAUUAUUUUUGAAGUUUUUAGCCCUUGCGUUCAAAAAUGGGACAUUAUUACAGAAUUUUUGUUCGGUCUAGUUUUUCGGGAUCUAUUUUUUUCGGUCUAUUUUUUCCUAAAUUCAAAAACUACUGAUUUUCAUCUUCAUUUGAAAAUGUGGAAAAUUUUUUUAGAAAAUUUAUAUGGCAUUAUUUGAUAUUAUAUAUUUUUUUUAUCGUUCUUAAUAAAAAAAAUCCUGAUAAUCAGGAAACGAAGGUUUA
This is a messenger RNA of Chrysoperla carnea, 3496 nucleotides long. RefSeq lists its product as uncharacterized. Bases 386 to 2920 code for a protein of 844 amino acids. The record is from RefSeq and is a predicted model, not a curated record. Gene Ontology annotation, molecular function: serine-type endopeptidase inhibitor activity. NCBI's taxonomy places the organism in Eukaryota, Metazoa, Arthropoda, Insecta, Neuroptera, Chrysopidae. The transcript has 10 exons.